This is a messenger RNA of Fomitopsis serialis, 3537 nucleotides long. RefSeq lists its product as uncharacterized. The transcript has 13 exons. The record is from RefSeq and is a predicted model, not a curated record. Bases 1 to 3537 code for a protein of 1178 amino acids. NCBI's taxonomy places the organism in Eukaryota, Fungi, Basidiomycota, Agaricomycetes, Polyporales, Fomitopsidaceae.
AUGAUGGCGACUGUCUAUGACAAGGAUGACCCGGAGAGGCGUCGUCAAUUCCGCCGCAUACUCGACACUGUAGGCGAAGAUGCAAUACUGGCCUACCGUGAUUCGACUCUCGGUGCCAUUGAGGACGUUCUUCCUGUCCCUUUGGAGAUGUUCAAUGCUCGGAAUGCGUUAGAGUGGCUAGACAUCGACAACUUCAAGAUCUGGGUCGUCGGCUACCUGCAGAGGACUCAGUCCCACGCACCAUCGCAGCUCAGAACACCCCAGAGACGCACCCCGGCCCCGCGUCUCGUUGACGACUCGGAGACAGUUCAAAGACCUCGUCUGCGCCCGCUACAGCUCGGCUCCCCCGUCAAAUCUCCUGCAAAGCAUGUAUCUCGAUUUGAACUUGACCCGGAACUUGAGCUGUGGCCACCAGAUGAUCUCGCUGUUGAUGCAGCCUGGUCCGCGCCUAUGAUCCCGACCUGGGGAGAUGCUGUCCUCGAUUCUGAGCCUGAUGGUCACGCUAGCCUUCCGCCAAGCUCUCCGUCCCCGUCGAUGAGUUCUGAGCCGGAGCUUCAUCCACUCGAGGUCCGAAGAGAUGAUCUGGACUCGGAUGCUUCUCACCAGCUGCCAAACCGACAUGCGACACCGCGAAAGGCACACGUUAUUGCUAAAGGCAAGAGGAAGCUCAAGGAGGUCAUCGAGAUUGAAGAUAGCGACCUUGACGACGAUGUCGACAAACCCAAGCCAUCUUUGCCACGGCCACGAGGAAAGAAGAAGCCAAAGAGAGGUGACCGGAAGCUCGAGAAUGAAGAAUCCGACGAACCGGAGAUUGUCAUCACACGUGAACGGAGUGUCCGCGAGCUCAAGAUCCUUACUGACGUUCCACGCUGCUGGGAGGUCCCAGAGCCGGGGGAGAGCUUCGCAUUCUUGCUCGACCUCAGAGCCGAGCAUCUGAGGAACCGGUGGAAGGAUACUGAUGGGGAGUUGAUGUCCAUGGCGGCAGUCAUUAAGGCAGAGGAUCAGGACGCUUGGGGCAAGGGAACUGCAGGCUACGUCAACAGACCGGUCAUGGUCUCGGCCUUUGGCGAUAAAGAAGCAGUUCCAUGCCGCUAUGCGCAGCAUGAAUGUCAGGGAGUAUUCCACUGCGAAUUCAUCGACUCGGCCCUUUUCGAGGGCAUACAACGAUAUCAACCAAAUGAUGAAGACCGACGGGCAUUCUGGGAGGCUAUCCGUGCAAUAAGUGAGGAAGAUGGAACAUCGAAGCUGCGUCAAGCAGCGAGUUUCUACACGGAAGUCCACCGGGAUUUCAAGUGUCAGUGUGCGACUGAUAGCUCGGUCAAGCCGACGCCAAUUCUGCGGCACUUCAAGGAGAUGAGCAACACAGGCAAAGAGAUGUUCUUCGGGUGCUCUGGUUACCGAACGGGUGACAAGCCCAGAUCGCACACAUUCAUCCCGAUUCCAUCUUACAUAGAUGAGCAGCUCUUACUCGACAUGUGCAAGACGAAUGCGAGUACGAAGCACAAUGCUGAAGAUAGCGCAGUGGUUGGUGGCGAGUGCGCAUACGUUGUUCCCUGCCGAAGUGGUGGGAAAGGGCGAAAACAGUGCCCGUACACUCAUCUAGAGUACAAUGACGAUAGUGCUGUGCCUACACCCAAACUCGGUAAUCUGAAACGACGUCAAUGCACCUCAAGAAUCCGUAUCUGGACCCCGAUAGACAAUGAUGACCGGCGUGCAAUUGUCAUGCUUGAAGGCGCACACAACCAUCCUACGCCUGCGCUGACGAAGCCUUCCCGGGAGGCGAAGGAGAAGUACAGUGAUGCAGUGAAGGCAAUCGGGCUUCAUGGGCUAACAGUUGGGAAGGUGGACCGGGCUAAGAGCACGCAAGGGCUUAUGGGCGGGCUGACGCCAUCAGAGUUUGAUCCCGCCCUAUCCAACCGCCGUCACCGUGCAAAGAUAAUUCAAAACAUACGACAUGAUGCCUUUCCGCAUGGACUUGGACUUGAAGGUGUUAUGGCGCUUUACGAGAAGGAGUUCAAUUCUCUUCCUCUAAUUGACCGCUAUAUCCACCGCAUUUUUGCGGAUGGUAGUACGCGUGUUGUUGUUACAAUGUACGGCGGCCUCGCGGCACUCCUGCACAGCGCCAAAGCCACCUUGCACGACAACACCUACAAACGUGUCCACGGGAAAUGGAAGGAGUGGGAGGCCACCCUCUGGUAUGACCGGCUCCAGAUGCGUGUAACUUAUGCCCGAAUCUACUGUACCGAAGAAACACGCGAAGCAUUCGAUCUCAUGUGGACUGCCUUGUGGAAAACUGUCAAGGAUGUUACGGGCAAGGCAGUGAAGUUCAAAUUCAUGCAUGGCUGUGGUCUAUUAGGUAUUGUUGUGGAUGGCUGCAAACCACAGGCCGAAGCAUGCGGGGACGUUCUUCUGCGUCUCAACAACCCUGCUGAGACGAACAUCAAUGAUAGCGAUCCACAGGUCAUUAUCCAACGUAUACUUAAAACGUGUAUGGUUCACCUGGACCGGAAAUUCACUGAUCUCAGUAAUUCGUGUCCAGAUGAUGUUAUGAAGCGCAUUCGUCAGUUUCCAUACCUGAAGACGGAAGAAGAGCUGUCUGAGUUCCAACACUGGUGCGCGACCUCCUCGCACAAAGCUAUUCGGGAUUGGUACGCAGACAAGAAGCCACAUCCUUGGUUUUGGGCCUCUGUGAACAAGCACCUGUCGAAGAUUCCGGCGGACGAUUGGGACUUGAUUCCGGCCAAUACGAACCUCAAUGAAAGUGCACAUCCGUUUACGAAUCAGCAUACUGGAACGAACCUGCCACUGCUUGAUUCCAUACAGCUUGCACGUGAACUUGACGCAACAAUCUUGACGAAAAUUCGUAAAGCCGAGGAAGAUUGCAUUCUUCCCAACCACCGAAAUGAAUUCAGCCAGCGCCUGCGUGAGAACAUGCGUCGCGCGACAUCGAGGCACAAACAAGCAAGUGCUCGCACGGCAGCCUCGGAACAGCUUACAGAGCUGGAAGUGGAGCUUGCUGAAGCACAGGCGCAGCAACGAGAGGCGCAGGCAAAGAUCAAAACAUUGAAGGACCAGACAAAGUCGCUCAGGGCAACAGGUGCACGCAAGAAGACGAGGCCGACGAAGUAUCAAGACGGAGACGUUGCUGACGACCCCGCUGGGUCUUCGACGGUCAUCGAUGAAGGUGCCGCUUCAGUUCUCAACUCGGAUAACGGUUCCUCUGUCCCUCCAAGUUUCACGCCGGCCGACGGUCAGCCUUCGCACGCUCUGCCAGAAUCGUCCACGUCCGAGUCCAGUGCAGUGGCUUCAAGUCCGCAGAUACUAUAUCUCGACGACAAUCAACUUCAAGUUGAAGCUUCGGACUUCGACGGUGUCCUGGAGAACCCUCGCCAUGGGCAGCUCGAGGAAGCCAUAUCAACUCCGCCUGAGGACGAGGUGACGAAAGAUGAACCGCGUGCAUAUCGAGGCUUCAACUCGCCGCUCAAAAUUUGCUACAUUCCGGCGCUGGUGGGACGCACUGGCAGUGCCAGUGGUUGA